Molecule: messenger RNA, 2031 nt
Organism: Filobasidium floriforme
Lineage: Eukaryota; Fungi; Basidiomycota; Tremellomycetes; Filobasidiales; Filobasidiaceae
Exons: 9
Coding region: 244-1929 (561 amino acids)
Biological process (GO): mRNA splicing, via spliceosome; spliceosomal tri-snRNP complex assembly
Cellular component (GO): U4 snRNP; precatalytic spliceosome; U4/U6 x U5 tri-snRNP complex
Source: RefSeq, a predicted model, not a curated record
AGCUACUAGCACAGAUAACGUUCAUACGACACUGGCCCCGGGCAGUCGGCAAAUGAUCAUAUGACCCGGUCGUCACCCCCUCGCCGAGUCUGCUUACGUGAGCGAGAUUGCGGAGCCGACAAGCUCAAAGGUCGCAUGUAUCCAAGUAGCUACGAGUAGUGAUCGUAGUGAUCGACAAUACUCGUUUACACAACCAUCCCUUCCAUCUAACGUCUUCUCCUAUCAAGCGCAAACAACCUCAACAUGUCUUUAGCUGACGAGUUGAUGAACGAUCUGGACGGUCUCUCGGACGAGGGGGGACCUUCCGACACGGAACAGCCUGUUGCUGGACCCAGCUCGGCUGCCAAUGGCGACAUGGGCCCUCCAGCAUUGCCCAGUGGCGUCAAAAGCGUACAAGACGACGAAGACGAUGACAUGAAGCCUGUGGAGGAGGAAGAGAAGUUGGAGAGCGGCGAGUCUGUGGCGGGCUACGUACCUGCAGGAGGUACACGGCCAGCAGAAGAGCUGGACCGGGACGAGGUCGAACAUAUGAACCUCAAGACGAUUGAGAAUGUCGAGUCGGUGGUGAAGCUCCACAAGUCGAAGAGGCUGCAUGAAGCUCUUGCCAAAAUCGAAUUCUACUCCAACACAGACAAGCCCAUUGACAAUUCCAUCGAGAGUGGCCCAAUAGAGGAGAAUCCUGAAUACGCUUUGAUCGUUCAAGCGAACAACCUGAGUGUCGAGGUAGACAACGAGCUGCUUCUCGUUCACAAGUUCAUUCGCGACCACUACUCUAUUCGUUUCCCGGAGCUCGAGCAGAUCAUCGCGGAUCCUUGGGACUACAUUAAUGCCGUGAGAUCGAUCGGCAAUGCGGAGGAUCUCACCAAGCCAAAGACGCCUUUGGGAGGCCGACAUGGCCUGGGUGUCAGCAUGACUGCUUCGAUCUCUCGAGGGAGAAUGCUAUCUUCAGGGGAGUGGCAAGUCAUCGAAAAGGCGUGUGAUGUGGCAGUAGAGCUGAGGGACGCACGAGAGAAGAUCUUCGCUUAUGUCGAAUCUCGAAUGAACAUUCUCGCCCCAAAUGUCUCAAACAUUAUCAGCACGACUAUCGCUGCUAAACUUCUCGGUGUAGCCGGAGGUCUCGCUGCCUUUGCUAAAACGCCUAGUUGCAAUAUCUACCUGUUUGGAGCUCUGAAAAAGAGUAUGGCUACGUCAUAUCUGUCGGCAGCGGGUCAGCAACGUCAUACCGGCUUCGUCUACCAGUCACCGAUCGUUCAAGGAGCUCCUCCCGAGUUGCGUAAAAAGGUGCAGCGGACCGUGGCGAGCAAGUUGGUUCUCGCUGGAAGAGUGGAUCUGGAGAGGAAGUGCAGGGAUGGUGCUUUCGGCCAGGAGCUGUACGAGAAGCUGGUCAAACACAUCGAAAAGAUGGCUGAGCCUCCACCAAGCAAGAUUACCAAGGCCUUACCGAUCCCCCAGGAGACUAACCGAAAGAAGCGAGGUGGUCGAAGAGCUCGAAGCCAGAAGGAAGGAUUCGCUCAGACCGAGCUGCGCAAACUGCAGAACCGUAUGGUCUUCGGUCAAGCUGAGGACGAGACUGGUUUGGGCGAAGAAUCUGUCGGUCUCGGUAUGAUCGGGAGUUCGAGUGGGAAGAUCAGGGCAGAAGCGGUCAGCAAGGCUAGCAAAGCCAAAAUGUCAAAGUCGAACCGACUACGAACGCAACUGCUCAGCAAGGCUGCUCAGAACAGCAACAAUCCUACGUUGUCUGGUACUGCUACCAGCUUGGCCUUUACUCCGGUUCAAGGAAUCGAAAUCGCUACCCCAUCACUGUCUGCCGCACAGAGGGUCGCAGCGGCAAACGACAGGUGGUUCGGUGGUGGAACAUUCACGCACGUCAAAAAGGAGACGAGCAACAUUCCUGGACAGAACAGCACCAAGCCGAGUGGAUCUGGAUGAUUCGUUGCGAGCGUACCAUGGUAUAGACAUUAAACGUGCAACCGCGAUCGAGUGUUGUAUCACAAUAGUUGCGAGAUACAUAUGAGAGCAUCAUCUUAUGCU